AUGAAAAAGAUUAAUGAUAAUAAGAGUUCUGGCGGAAGAGUUGAAUUAGAAGUGAAUGAUGUUAAUGAGAAAUUAGCCGAAAAAGCAGACAAAAAUGAGCUUUUAGCUCUGAGUGAUAAAGUCAAGAACCACGUUCAUUAUAUAACUUCAGACGAACAGAUUAUAACGGACUACCAUGGAUAUUUAACACGAAGUGAUGAAGCGAAGACAAAAAAUGUUAAUGAAAGAAGAUAUAAAUACAUUCGUGCUAAAGGUUAUGACAUAAGUUGUACUGUACAGUAUGAUGUAGCUAAAGCACCAGAAGCAUUUGGUUAUACCGGUGAAAUUUAUGCCUCUACUUUCAAUGUUAACGGUGUAUUAGUUGAACCAAGAUUUACAUUGAGAGUUAAGGCAAAAAUAACUUUUGAAGAUGCUAUUAAAAGUAAAGCUGACAAAGAUGAACUUGACGCAAUGAACAAAGUUUUGAAAUCUCAUAAACACAACAUCUCCGAUAUAAAUGAACUUCAAGCUACAUUAGACAGUAAAGCCGACAAGAACCAUACAAACGAAUCCUUCACUACUGUUAGAGCAGACGAUGUAAUAUUGAACUAUACUCUCGGUUCAAGCGCACCUACAGAGAAUCCGAGUACAAGCGUAAAAGAUACACUAAACUCCUUAAAUAGUAAAUGUAUGAAUAUCGAAGGUCAUGUCAGAAACUUUGAAACACAUGAACUACCAGCAAUGUUAGAUAAGAAAGCUGACAAAGAACAUACACAUAACUCCUUCUCAACUGUUGCUAUAGAAAGUAUUGAAGGAACGGUUGACGGAACUGAUGGGGAUGCAUUAUAUUAUAACCCUCCUAACUUUCCACAAGGUUUAACAUCGAAUGAAAACAUAACAACGAAGAAAAAAAUUAGCUGUAAAAAUGUUUAUGUCAUGGGUGAUGAAAAUAAUGUUAAAUUCACUGCUCAAGAUUUAUAUGAUAAGAAAGCAGACAAAACAGAGCUUCAAACAUUAAAGACUGAAAUACUUCAAACAUUAUAUCCUAUAGGCUCUAUUUAUACGUCAAUGAACUCAACAAAUCCAGCAACAGUUCUGGGUUUUGGUACGUGGCAGCAGAUUGUAGACAAAUUCUUAUACUGUGCUAACUCUUCAAAGCAAACAGGAGGCUCAAAGAAAAUUAAAGAAGCAAACU
Trichomonas vaginalis G3 is the source of this 1174-nucleotide messenger RNA. Its product is annotated as keratin-associated protein family. The annotation marks the transcript as partial. The transcript has a single exon. Lineage: Eukaryota; Parabasalia; Trichomonadida; Trichomonadidae. The record is from RefSeq and is a predicted model, not a curated record.